AUGAGAAAUAACACAACAACGCGGAUAUCUGAGUGUUUUUGUUGGAUUUCUUCAACUUUUGACUGUGACAAUAUUUGGACUAAAAUCUUAAUCGAUCUUUUCAAGGACCAUGAAGGAAGCGUUGUCUUUAGUGCAGAGGCUGAGUGCACAUCCAGACUCUCGCUGUUGGUUCGUGACAAGGCCAUCCGAAUCUGGGCUCAAGAAGGUGACACUUGGGUUUGUAAGAGUGUUCUUGAGGAUGGACACCAGCGCACUGUGAGGAAAGUUGCCUGGUCUCCUUGUGGAAAUUACUUGGCCUCUGCCAGCUUUGAUGCCACCACAACUAUUUGGAAAAAGAGGAAUGAUGGUUUUGAGAGUCUAACGGUCCUCGAAGGCCACGAGAACGAGGUGAAAUGUGUUGCCUGGGCGCCGUCUGGGAAUCUGCUCGCCACAUGCAGCAGAGACAAGAGUGUUUGGGUUUGGGAAGUUGAUGAAGAAGAUGAGUACGAGUGUGUGACCGUUAUCAACUCUCACACUCAAGAUGUCAAGCAUGUGGCGUGGCACCCGACACAGGAACUUUUGGCUUCGGCAAGCUACGACAACAAUAUUUGUAUUUAUAAAGAGGACGAUGAUGACUGGGAGUGCCGUGUUACGUUGGAAGGACAUGAAUCCACGGUCUGGAGUUUGGCCUUUGAUGUCACAGGAAAGAGACUGGCUUCUUGCAGCGAUGAUCGCACUGUGAAGAUCUGGAAAGACUGCUCACCAGAGGAUGGACAGGGAGACUUGUCAUGGAAGUGUAUCUGCACAUUGUCUGGGUAUCACGGUCGAACGGUCUAUGAUGUCUCCUGGUGUCGGCUGACUGGCGCUCUCGCGACAGCUUGUGGUGAUGACUCUGUGAGAAUAUUUAAAGAUGACGAAGCAGCAGAUCCAGAUCAGCCUGUGUUUUCACUGACCGCUCAAGUGGCCAAAGCCCAUGACCAAGAUGUGAACUGUGUCGCAUGGAACCCAAAGGAGGCAGGGCUCCUCGCCUCGUGCAGUGACAACGGAGAGAUUGCCAUCUGGAGGUUUCAAGAGAACUAA
Molecule: messenger RNA, 1059 nt
Organism: Knipowitschia caucasica
Lineage: Eukaryota; Metazoa; Chordata; Actinopteri; Gobiiformes; Gobiidae
Source: the annotation of a GenBank genome assembly